Setaria italica (foxtail millet) is the source of this 1461-nucleotide messenger RNA. Its product is annotated as probable protein phosphatase 2C 51. Gene Ontology annotation, cellular component: nucleus; cytosol. The record is from RefSeq and is a predicted model, not a curated record. Bases 36 to 1235 code for a protein of 399 amino acids. The transcript has 3 exons. Gene Ontology annotation, molecular function: cation binding; protein serine/threonine phosphatase activity. Gene Ontology annotation, biological process: protein dephosphorylation. Lineage: Eukaryota; Viridiplantae; Streptophyta; Magnoliopsida; Poales; Poaceae.
CAUUGCUUUUAGCGAGGCGGGACGGGGACGGACUCAUGAGAGAGACCAGCGCCACCAGGGGUGAGGGCCCCGUGUGCAAGGCCGUGGCGGGCGGGGAUGGGGACGGGGACGGGAAGGGCGCCGGCGCCGUGGCGGCCUCCGCGCGCCGCCGCCGCCGCCGCCUCGAGCUCCGGAGGCUCGGGCGGACCGCGGAGGCGGCGGAGGAGGGCGUGUCGGCGAAGAGGGUCCGGUCGGGGUCGGACAGGUCGUCGUCCGACUCGUCGGUGGAGGCGCACCACGGGGCGAGGUGGCCGGCGUGCCUGUCGCACGGCGCCGUGUCGGUGAUCGGCCGCCGGAGGGAGAUGGAGGACGCCUUCUCCGUCGCGCUCUCGUUCCUGGCCUCGGCGGGCGCGGGCGCCAAGGGCGGCGGCGGAGGCUCGGACGGGGAGGAGGACUUCUUCGCGGUGUACGACGGCCACGGCGGGGCGCGGGUGGCGGAGGCGUGCCGGGAGCGGCUCCACGUGGUGCUCGCCGAGGAGGUUGGCCUGCGCCGCGGCGUCGGCAGCUACGCGCGCUGGAAGGAGGCGCUGGUGGCCAGCUUCGCCCGGGUGGACGGCGAGGUCACCGGCGGCCUCGCGCCCCCGCCCAAGCAGGCCGCCGCGGGCGCUGACCCCGACCUGCCCUACCACACCGUGGGGUCCACCGCCGUGGUGGCCGUCGUGGGCCAGCGCCGCAUCGUCGUCGCCAACUGCGGCGACUCCCGCGCCGUGCUCUCCCGCGGGGGCGUCGCGGUGCCACUAUCCACUGAUCACAAGCCAGAUCGGCCAGACGAGUUGCAGAGGGUGGAAGCGGCUGGGGGCAGAGUCAUCAACUGGAACGGGUACCGUGUCCUGGGAGUGCUUGCAACUUCUAGGUCGAUUGGUGACUACUACCUGAAACCGUACGUGAGCGCCGAGCCGGAGGUGACGGUGGUGGACCGCACGGACCAGGACGAGUUCCUCAUCCUGGCCAGCGACGGGCUGUGGGACGUGGUGUCCAACGAGGUGGCGUGCAAGAUCGCCAGGAACUGCCUCAGCGGCCGGGCGGCCUCCAAGUUCCCCGAGUCCGUCGCCGGGCGCACCGCCGCCGAUGCCGCGGCACUGCUGACGGAGCUGGCCAUGUCCCGCGGCAGCAAGGACAACAUCAGCGUCGUCGUGGUCGAGCUGCAGCGACUGAAGAGGAGCGGCGGCGGCGGCGGCGGCGCCGGCGCGGCCUGAUGAUUUUAGUUUACUGAGGCUUUGAGCAUGUAGCUGUAGCGGGUAGAUGAUGACAAUUAAAAGCAUUUGAGCAUGCUGAGAAGCUGGGGAUUAAAAAGGGUUCGAAUUUGAACGGCAUGGUGAUGCAGGGUGUACAUAGGGGAGCGGUGUUGGAUGUUUGAGGCUCUCGGUGUCCUAAUCAUAGCUAUAUGCCAAUUUAUUAUAUUCUCUUGGUUCUUUCACAUCA